UAAAGAUCGAAGAUAGUUUUUGAGGAAAGAUACAAUUGUUAAAUAAUUUGAGAUAACAAGACCUUAAUACUAAGUUGGAUAAAUCCACCUUGCUUUAUACGAAUUUUGAUUAAAAAUUGAUUACCCAAUGAUAAGAAAAAGAGUAUUUGUGAUAAAAACGACAGUGAUAACGUCAUAUCGAUUAAACAAAAAUUUAUAAAAACAGUAAUUCUAAUAUUAGUUGAAUGAAUAAAACAUCUACAAAGGAAAAAUUAGCUGAUGUAUAAACAGUAGAAUAAGAAUUAAAGCGUAAAAUGUUUAAAAGUGCAAGAAGAGAAUUAUUAAAAAGAGUAUUACCAUUUCAUAAUCGAAAUAUGUGGCAAUGGGUCGAUGAUAGUUUUAAUAGAGUGGACGCAGAUCGCAUAAAAGAGAUGGGAUCAAACAUGGCGUGUGCUGAAUGGUUAAUGAAAAACGGUGCACAAGUUCGAUGGAAAGAUUCCAAAAACUUUAUUAAACAUUAUGAUUGCUUGGUUAAACUUUCAAGUGGUCCCACAACACAACUCAAAAUUGAUGAAGUUUAUGCUGGAAAGGAAGCAUCUAUUUCACAUUUAGGUUUUGAUUACUUUAAAAACUGUAAAGAUAUUUCUACAGUAUCAUUUAUUGGGUGUAAUUCAGUUGAAAAUGAAGCAAUUAAAAAAUUAAUUAUAUUGAAAGAUUGUUUGGAAUAUUUGAAAAUUAUUGGAUGUGUUAAUGUAACAGAUAGUGGAAUUCUGUCAUUGGAACAACUUUAUCGUUUGAAAUAUUUGGAACUGAAAAACUUACAAUUUUUUACUGACAGGAAAGUUAUAGAUCUUCUCAAAACUGCAUUACCUACUUGUCAAAUCAUUAAUGAUUAAGAUUUUGUUUAGGAAUAAGUUAAUAAAAUAAUAUUAUAUUGGAAUUAUAAAAUUUAAAUUUUCAUUUAUUUUAUUUAAAUAUGUAACUGUUGAAUAAAUAAUCAAAAUUA
Molecule: messenger RNA, 985 nt
Organism: Daktulosphaira vitifoliae (grape phylloxera)
Lineage: Eukaryota; Metazoa; Arthropoda; Insecta; Hemiptera; Phylloxeridae
Product: ATP synthase subunit s, mitochondrial-like
Exons: 4
Coding region: 294-875 (193 amino acids)
Source: RefSeq, a predicted model, not a curated record